AUGUCCGACCAUUUCUCUCCUAUCCCAGAUGCAACCCCACCUGCAGCCACCAACCCAGACCCCGACCCAGCCAUGCUUUCCGCCCUCACCCGCUUCCGCGCGCGCAUGCGUACCGCCAACCGCGCCUUCAUCCAAUCCCGCAUCGCCGAGAUCGAAACCCGCGACUCCAGCGCCCCCGACCAGACGAAGAUCCAGCGCAUGGCGGAGUGGCGCCACUGCGACUGGAAUCCAGCGCCCGACCGCUGGGACGAGGGAAAGCCCUACCUCCAGAUGGUGGACGAGGACGCCGUGCCCGACCGGCGCAUGGACGGGGUCUACCCGACGCGACUGCGCACUGAGACCGCGCGGCAGAUCUACCUGGAUAUGCUGCAGGGGGUGUUCCAGCGGCAGGCGGAGGCGCGGGCGGCCAAGGAAGGGAGCGAGCAUCCCGGGGUGAUCCCGCGGUGCGAGGAGUUGGGCCGGUUCCUGCGGUACGCGCACGAGGUCCGGGAUCCGGAUUUCCGGCACUCCGGGGUUGCGGAGUUUGAGGCUGGGUUGUACAUCCGUUUUGAGGAUGAGGAGUUGGAGGGAACUGGGGAGGGACGUGAAGAUCGGUACCAUGAGUGUGUACGCACAAAGUGCGAGCAUCUGCGGCAGUCGCUGGAACAGCUCACCAGCUAUCAGUCGUCGCUAUUUGGUAGGGCGACGAUUGUGGCUGAUGUGGAUUGCGAUCUGGAGGUCAAGGCUGGGGUUCUCACUGGGCAAGAAGGGUAUCAGGGGCAGUGGCCCCAGUGGUAUAGUGCCUACCUCUACUGUCGGAAAUAUCCGGAUGACGACGAAGAAGAGGGUGAGGAGAGAGUUGGGGAUGAUGAACAGAAGAAGAUGAGGUGGAAUGAUGAUGUCCCAGACUCGCCCAAUAUUGGUGAAUGGGGAUGGCGGAUUGUCUUCAUGGAGGUGAACUACUGCGACCCCUGGGAGCCGCAACAGCUGUACGGGCGCAGACCGCGCUUUGACUCCAUCCCCGAGUUCCUGGACUGGUACAGUAGCUGGCCAGAUCAUUUGACUGAGCGACAGUUGCUAAGUUAUCGCCGGCACGCGCGAGGAUGGGACGGCUGUCAGACCGACUGUGAGUCGGAGUGUGAGGAUCACUGUUGA
Aspergillus fijiensis CBS 313.89 is the source of this 1134-nucleotide messenger RNA. RefSeq lists its product as uncharacterized. The record is from RefSeq and is a predicted model, not a curated record. The transcript has 2 exons. The coding region runs from base 1 to 1134 and encodes 377 amino acids. NCBI's taxonomy places the organism in Eukaryota, Fungi, Ascomycota, Eurotiomycetes, Eurotiales, Aspergillaceae.